AUGCCCCAGCCCCAGCAGCAAACGCCUCCUUCUCAGUUAGCUCUUGUUCUGGUGCAGGCGCAGCCUUCCAUAAACUAUCCUCCUUACGACGACAUGAUUUUUGCAAUUAGGGACUUGAACGAACCUGAUGGUUCAAGCAAGUCGAGGAUCUCGAGGCGUAUCAAGAGAUCGAACGCCGUUUUGCCUCCUAGUCACGCGGUUUUGGUGACUUACCAUCUCAAGACGUUGAGGAGGAGUGGCGUUCUCACCAUGGUUAACAACUUAUACAAGAUCGCUGCUGCUGCUCCUCCUCCUCGGCAAAGAGUGGCUGUUGCGGCAGACCUGGUCGCUCCCAGAUAUGAGGUUCCUCCGAUGAACUCCUCUCCGCUUGAUAUGCUAGGACAGUCAAGCCGUGAGCUACCCGAGUUGCCUGUAACAGAUCCGAACCAGGUGGUUACUGAGUCGGCAAACAGACGACCUGAUCGUCCAAGGAGGGACGGAUCUGUUCCGAUCUCUCCAACUGCGGGUGCAACUCUAGGUCUUCCAUAUCCGAGUACGUAUGCAAGCAUGCUACAAAGGGGGAGGCCACCGAGUCCUAGAGCUGCUGUGAGCGAGAGUAAGAGGCUAUGCAUAGGUGAAUCUAGCGGUGGAGUCGUCAUCGCUGCUCCAGCUGGUGGAGAAACUGUGGCCGUUGCGUCAAGGAUGUGGCGUGGACCUGGAUGUACACCUAACAUCGUUUGGAACAGGCCUAGAAAGAGUGCCACACCAAUGUCCAUCAGGGCAGCUACUGGGACAUCAGAGUCUGCCUAUGGAGAACUCAAGAGAAAGCUUGACUUUGCUUGCGAGAAAGCAAAAGAAAUCUUGGAUGUGUUGACAGCUGGUAUUGAGAGCAACGACUUUAUAGAAAUGUCGCAAGCUAGACAGGAGGUGGAAGGACUAAUACCAAUGUUGACUGUGGAGCCACAUGCCAUGAGACAAGUGCAGCCACAGGUCGUGGAAGAAGUGGAGGCACCACCCGUGGAACAGCCACAAGCCGUGGAAGAAGGGCCGUCAGAGGAGGCAGCAGCAAAGACUGAAGCUGGAACCCAAGGAGAUGAACAUGGACAAGAAGUUGUGGAAGGAGAACAAGAACAGCCUCAGCCUUAGCCUCAGACUGAAGCUGAGGCAA
Molecule: messenger RNA, 1147 nt
Organism: Brassica oleracea var. oleracea
Lineage: Eukaryota; Viridiplantae; Streptophyta; Magnoliopsida; Brassicales; Brassicaceae
Exons: 4
Coding region: 1-1125 (374 amino acids)
Biological process (GO): negative regulation of DNA recombination; nucleosome assembly; chromosome condensation
Cellular component (GO): nucleosome; nucleolus; nucleus
Molecular function (GO): double-stranded DNA binding; nucleosomal DNA binding
Source: RefSeq, a predicted model, not a curated record